AUGGAAGAGUGUCCAGGAACGUCGGAUGAUCCCGCACUAUGCGACAUUAUUAUUCGUGCUUCGAGGGCCUGCUUUGGUUUCAUGCACCUUCAGAAUCCGCUGUCGGAGGAGGAGUUGAGGGCUCGAUACGAGCAAAACUACAGACAGAAGCUGGCGUGCUGUGACGCAUGGGCAGCGGGCAUAGCUUCAGUGAACGUAGAGACGUCUCGCCUAAAAGCUGAAUUGAGAGAGCGCCGCAGGCUGCUCCUCAGUGAUGACGGUUCGCAGGGAAAUCCUGGGCUAGCAGAUAAUCCCGGUGAAGGUGGCUCGGCAGGGAGAAGCUCGGUUUCCGCUCCGGAUGAUGCAGACGAAGGGCCCAGUACGAGGCGGCCACAUGACAACGCAUUGUAUGAGUCCAAAGAGGAAGCUCACCUGCGACAGUUGGAACUGGCCAUAUUGCGCCAGAAACGGCGGAAGGCAGUGGCAAAAAAGUGUUUGGCAACUGCCGAGGCGACGUUGAGGCGUCUGCAGCAAGUCGGGGGCGCUGAGGAAUCGAAAAUAGCCGCAGCCACGUCGGAGCACGCGGAGGCAGCUGCCGAGCUGGAUGCGGCGUCACGACGCCACCUGUUACUGAGACGACAGAAGCGAACUGUCAAAUCGCUAAUGGGGCACGACCAGAGAGUUCCCCUCAGGGACGCUGACGCAGGGGCUGAGGGAGUGAUACUCCGCUUUCAAAAAUUAGGGAUACCCAUUAGCCGCCAGGAAACAACUGUCCCAUGGCACACGCGUCGCCAGUUUGCGACCCUCAAACACUUGAGGCCCGAUUUUGAUACGGUCGGUUGCCCAGGCGCUAGUCCAGCUGCGCCCAGCGUCAUGCAGCCAGCCACACCACCUGCGUCCCACACUCCUGCACCGAAGUCACCCGGCAACUAUGUGAUGAGCACGGCUGCAGAGACCCUCGAGCAUGAUGCGUCCUCGUGUCCGGCUGGGACAGGGGUGUGCAUCGAACGUGCACGGCGCGAGCCCUCUUCGCGAGGCUCUGAGCCAUGUAGAGUACGAACAGCGCCACUCGCGAACCGCCCGUCUCAGUUCGGAUCAUCGACGGCCCGCCGUGGAUCCCAGAGCAACGAGGAGGAGAAUCUGGUGGAGACAGUGUCGACGCCGGGUGACGGUAGCGCGCUGAGCCCAGCAGUGACAGGCAAAGCUAGGGCGCCUCGGCAUAUGGCAAGGACUACUGGAUGUGGAGGAAUGAUGCAAGCGGCGAGAUCAUCCUUUCCAGGCCCUGCCACGUCUACUGCGCAUUCGCCUCAGCUCAGCGACGACGUAAUGUGGAGCCUCGACGCCGGUUCGUCCAUGUCCCCAAGCGGGUGCGAGGCGGAUGGCUUGACACGAGGCUCCUCGCACACGACGGAGCUCCAGCCUCAAUCCGUUCCAUGGCGUGCGGCUGCUGUAGAGCCUACUGGCCGUUCCGCGGAAGGGCUAGUCGAGCCGGACCUGCGUGCGAGGACGCCUCCAACAGCGGCAGCGGUGCUGCAAUCGGCGGGCUCUCCCAUGCCAGAUGACACUCUGCCUGUCGCGGUCUGCGAGAGUCAGACUGAGGAAUUUCCUUCCGAGGCGCCACAUGUGGGGGAAGCCGUGGCGCAUGUCUGGCAGGCUGGCCCACAAUCUGGGUCUCCAGCAUUGAGGUUAUUGGGUUCCCCCGAGAAACAGGAGGGAGUCUGUCCUACUCCACCUUCAUCUGCCGGUCUGGAAUGGGCCCCUCUUGCGGCGGGCCAGGAAGUCGAACUGGCGCCAGAAGCGCGGGCGCGCCUGUCGACGACUGCGGAAGCAAAGCAGGAAGGCAAAUACCUUUCAAGCGGAGCCUCCGAACCGAGGCUGCACAAGGAUACAGAUACGCCGCAGGCGGGGUGGCCUCUGCCGUCGUGGAUCCUCAAGCAUCGGCAGUGCCCCAGCCUCAUGCGGAACAGCCACCUGAGUACAGAAGUCGUCGGCAUCCGCGAGACCCUAGCCCCGCUCACGGUGACCUGGGGCUCGGGAAACGAAUUGCCCCUCGAGAGACACGGUGACGCCCAGCCAGAGCUGCGAUGCCUUAGGGUCGGCUGGACGCAAACGCAGGAGCCCGUCAGCACCGCAUGA
Messenger RNA from Besnoitia besnoiti, 2115 nucleotides. RefSeq lists its product as uncharacterized. Lineage: Eukaryota; Apicomplexa; Conoidasida; Eucoccidiorida; Sarcocystidae. The transcript is spliced from 6 exons. The record is from RefSeq and is a predicted model, not a curated record. Bases 1 to 2115 code for a protein of 704 amino acids.